Alternaria alternata is the source of this 1374-nucleotide messenger RNA. RefSeq lists its product as hypothetical. Lineage: Eukaryota; Fungi; Ascomycota; Dothideomycetes; Pleosporales; Pleosporaceae. The record is from RefSeq and is a predicted model, not a curated record. Bases 1 to 1374 code for a protein of 457 amino acids. The transcript has 5 exons.
AUGCGGGCUACUCUUGCUGCGACAAAUUUUUCACCGGCCGAAGUACCGUCGCUCUAUGUCCGACCCGAAAAAUCUCGAAACAACUCUUAUCGCAAAGGGAAUUUUGUCCAAGUGCCACGCAAAAGCGAAGAAAGUAAGAGUGAUGCUGGUAGCGAUCAAGAUCACCGCAGAACCUUCCGUAAGAGCAGCAUCAGAAAGUUCGGAAGCCUCUUCAGCCGCGACGGUGGUCUCCGCAGUAGCAUCGCUAGCAGUAGUCCGUUGGCGACAGUUGUGAACUCAGAGUGUGCGGACGACGAGGAAAGCGUUGAGACUGUGUGCAGCGUUCAACCAAUCACUACUGCCAGUUCCAUCGAGACCGUUAGCCCCAUAGGGCCAAUGAAGCUAGAAAAGAUUCGCGAGCGUCACCGAAAAUUCGCGCAACUCCAAGAACCUGGAGAUGACGACACCACCAUACUCACUGUCAAACCUGACGACUGUUACCAGUAUGAGUGCAACGAUACCGUCGACAGUCAGAAUGUCAGGGAAAAAUCUCAAAGAUGCAAAGAUACGCAUGUCGUCCAUGAUACUGCUCGCGCUCCACUAGGCAACCGUAACUACCAUCAGCACCACGAAUCUCUCCACGUAAAUCUUACACCCGAUGAUGUUGAGAGGUUCGCUAGCGAAAUUCGCAACAUGACCAUCGCAGAUGUGCACCUUUCCUUAUUCGGAUACUGGAUCAAGGAGAGUGAUGAGAACUUCAAAGAAGCGAAGAAGCACCUUCGAGAGCUAGGAGUCGACCGUGGCUACAACCUGUCUCGCCUCAACAAUCGCUGCUUAGAAGAGCUUUGCCGAGACGUCUUCGACGUCCGCCCAACGGAGUUUCGUACCACCGUGCUCAAGCAACAAGCCUCUAUUGAAGAAGCAAUGCUUUGGUGCUUGACGCAAACGCGCUCGUGUUCUCUGCCUAUCCUCCCGCGAGAUGAUAAUUUGCCGCCGUCGUUUCGCAGACAGAGGGAGCAAGUGAUUAGUGAGACUGCACAGAGGUCUAUAUCGCUCGGCUCUCCUGGUAGUUCGAUGGAUUACCCACCUAAUACUCCUGAUCGUCCUUUGCCGCUGUCUCCCCGCUCACCAAGCUCUACCCUAGGUUCGCCACCCCUCGCCCUAGAAUUCCCUGCCCUACACUCCGCUCCAGGGGCUUCAGAUGAUUUCUCCAUGCUGGAGUCAUACCGAGGAUCGUCAGAUAGUUCUUUGGACGGGACCUCGGACUGGGACCUCCGGGUAGCAGAAAUUUACGAGCAAGUGGUCUCUCUGAAGGAGGUCAGUCAGAUCGAUCAGGUUAUUGCAGACCUCCGGGAUUUGAAGGCCUUAUACUUCUCCAGGAAUAUGGAGAAGUGA